Molecule: messenger RNA, 900 nt
Organism: Ipomoea nil (Japanese morning glory)
Lineage: Eukaryota; Viridiplantae; Streptophyta; Magnoliopsida; Solanales; Convolvulaceae
Exons: 3
Coding region: 1-900 (299 amino acids)
Source: RefSeq, a predicted model, not a curated record
AUGGAAUCUUCGGCUCCAUCGUCAAACAUACCCAAUGAGAUUAUUCGAAUUAUACUUUUACAGUUGCCGGUGAAGUCUAUCAUUCGGUUCCCAAUGCGCAUGCAAAAAUGGCCGUUGGGAGAGGCUGCGGAUUAUCCAUUGAUUCGUGGGAGCAACCAAUACCAUGUUACAGCUUUGUGUUCUUGCAAUGGGUUUGUGCUUCUGGCGGCGGCUGAGAGAGAUAUCUUGUUGUGGAACCCGCUCACCAGGUGUUUGACGAAAGUCCUCGAGUCCCCAUAUCCCGGGAUAAAAAACUCGGGUGUCCUUGCAGGGCUAUGCUAUAACUCCCGCACUAGAGAUUACAAGGUCGUCCUAUUGCUUCGCCACUUAAUGGAUUAUGACAAUCCCUGGGGUUACUCGUCGGGAGCCAAUAAGAAUAGGAUCAUAUAUUUUGAUCCUAUGCGUGAUGAAUUCAGAAUCUUACCCACCCCUUCCGAACGGAGAGAAAACAACUCGAUAGUCGGGUUAGGGGUUAUAGAUGACUGUUUAUCCAUGGCAUGCAUUCCUCAUCACAAUGAGGCAAAAACAAACACGUUGCAGGUAUUGAUUAUGAAGGAAUAUGGCAUAGAAGAAUCAUGGAUGACUGCGUUUGAUAUCCAAAUGCCUCAACUUAGUUAUGGGAACCAUGGCUUAACAUUCUACUCUCAGCCAAAUAAUACAGAACAAGUAUUAUUCAUGCGUAGGGGUUCAAAUCGGCAUCACGUAUAUGUUUAUGAUCGGAAAGAUGAACGGAAGGAAGUGCUGAUGGACUUUCUAAAGCAGAGCACAGGUCUUGAUGAUGAGAACUUUGCUAGUAUGUUUUUCUAUGUUGAGAAUUUUGAUUGCUUAGCCCUGCAGCCACAUGAUUAUAUAUUCAGUUAG